GCCUCAUCGCACGCACGAGAUUUAUUUGUUUACGUUUUCUUCGACAAAAGACUGAUCCCGGGUUCGUGUACGGAUUCUGCGAGAAAAUGAAGAUUCUGCUGCUUUCGUCCGCUUGUUUAUGAGUUGAACUAUAGCAGGAAAAGAUAGUCAUAGUACGCGUUGCAACCGGAAGUACUGCUACGGAUAUCUGACCAUCCAGAGAAAUGCUUCCCCAGUACGAACGCUUAGGCGGUGAUCCAGCCGACCCAACGGGCGGACGUAGCCAGUUCCGAAUACGAUUCGGGAAGCUGGCCGUCUCCACGGUAAUGUUUCCGGUGGUUGGUUUUCUGUUCUGCGUAGUGUGGUCCUUGCUCUAUAAUUUUGACCAAGCCAACUCGACCCACUGUCUGGUGUACAACUUCCUGCCAUCGCUGUCGGCUGCCAUUGGGAACUACCAGCCACAGCGUUUCGUGUGGCAGUUUUGCGUCCUAAUACAUGCUCCACCCCGCUAUGCGAUUGCCUUUCUGUACAAAAACUUCCACGUGGGCUUGCUGGGCAAACGCCGGAAAGAGCUGGCCUAUCUGGCUUGUAUUCUCAACAUUGUCGAACUGAGUUCACUGGUUGGGCUCACGCUGUGGACCUCGGUGGCCGAUUAUGAAAUUCACAAGUUCUGCUUCAGCACCUUCGUCAUUGCGUCCAUGAUCUACAUGAUGCUGUUGAUAACGAUCAAUAGGAUGACGCGCGAAAAGGACACAAUGCUGACGCCUUCUGAACGCAAAUCGAUAAUGUUCAAGAAGCGACUGUUCAUCGCUAAUUUGCUGUCCAUUCUGUUGGCGGUGUAUUUCUUCGUAAGACACAACUCGCACUGCGAACCGGGAAUUUACUCACUGUUCGCCUUGAGCGAGUACGUGUUCGUGUACAGUAAUAUAGGCUUCCACAUGACGGCCUAUUGGGACUUCAUUAGCGCGUAUCUAUACUUUGACUGGCGAAGCGGGAUCCACUUUUCGGCUGUGUAGAAUUAGGACGACAGCUAGGACCAUCAUCCCAUAUACUUUAAGAAAGGCGGAACGCAGGGAUAGAUAAUAACCAAAACACAAUAGAUUCUAAAACAAAUCUGGAUUCCCACAAAACUACCACUUGUAAAUCGGAAAUCACACUGGAAGCCAGUGUUCGGGAAUCGAAAAUGGAUAAGUCGAAACAUCUGCUUACAACGACAGCAUUAUUCAGUAAUAUGAACGACGAUAAUCAGCGCGGCUUGGUACAUAAAAUUUGGCCAAUCACUGUUGGAGAACUUACAUUCUUCUGUUUUCCAUCGGAAUGAUUCUAUACCAUAGCAGUUUUUACUGGUUGUUGUGUUUGUACAAAUAGACUAAGUUGUACCUAUAGACCUACAUAUACCUAUGCUUUGGCGCUAGUUUACUAUACUUUGAGAAACUUGUUGAAAAUUUCUUAAAUAAAAACUUAUUGAGUUCAAUAAAAGUUUCUUAAAUGAAAA
Uranotaenia lowii is the source of this 1474-nucleotide messenger RNA. RefSeq names its product post-GPI attachment to proteins factor 2-like. The transcript is spliced from 3 exons. The record is from RefSeq and is a predicted model, not a curated record. Lineage: Eukaryota; Metazoa; Arthropoda; Insecta; Diptera; Culicidae. Gene Ontology annotation, cellular component: endoplasmic reticulum membrane; Golgi membrane. Gene Ontology annotation, biological process: GPI anchor biosynthetic process. Bases 204 to 995 code for a protein of 263 amino acids.